UCCUCAGAGAACAUCCCAGGAUUACACAAACCUGUAUUUUUCCAUAUGGAGCAAUCAUACUUUACUUAAACCAUCUACGAGCAUGUUUACCCUCAACACAGCACACUGAGGAGUAGCAUUCAGCAGACUGCUCGGAGUUAGAACUCUUCACUGGGUGUCUCUCUCAGCAUGGCCAGAAGGGUCAUCUUAACCAUACUUCUUCUGGAGUUCUACACCUGUUUACACAUGGCAAAUUGUUUCUCACCAUGCUUUAUUCAUGGAACCACUGCCAACUGUUACAAUAGAAGACUUUACCAAGUUCCACCUCUACCCAAUCACAUCACUUACCUCAAUCUAGCUAACAAUUACAUCAGUGAACUCAACAAGACAUCCUUCUUGGGUUUGGAAGCCCUAGAGGUCCUUAACCUCCAGCAACAGGAAACACAACUUGUGUUAAAGAACAACGCCUUCGCUCGCCUGUCCAACCUGUUGGAACUCAAACUGGGCUUUAACCACUUCCUCCAACUGGAGACAAAUGCAUUCAGUGGAUUGCAUAAUCUUCAGAUACUGAACCUCAUCCAGUGCAAUUUGAAGGACUCCAUCCUGUCGGGUGACUACAUGAAACCUCUGGUGUCUCUGGAGAGUCUUACACUUGAGACGAAUGAUAUCAAAAGAGUCCAGCCUGCUCGCUUCUUCCUCAACAUGACCAAACUUCACCAGUUAGACCUUUCCCACAACUGGAUCAACAGUAUUUGUGAGGAGGACUUCAUUGGCUUCCAAGGGAAACACUUCACCAUCUUUAAAUUGACCAACAUCAAACUGACUGACAUGAGUCAAUACUGGUCUAAGUGGGACCAGUGUGGAAACCCAUUUAAAGACAUGUCUAUAAAUAUCCUUGAUCUGUCUCACAAUAGCUUUAGUGUUGACAUGGCACGGCUCUUCUUUAGGGCGAUCCGAGGAACCCAAAUUGAUACUCUCAUUCUUAGUCACAGCAGCAGCAUGGGCAAGUCAGUGGGGAAUAAUAACUUGAAAGACCCUGACCAACAGACAUUCAAGGAUCUGGCAGCCAGCGGUAUCAAGGAGUUCGAUCUUUCCAAGUGUCGUAUUUUUGCGUUAACACAUUCAUUAUUCCACAAUUUGUCAGAUCUGCAGACUGUCUCAUUAGCGUCCAACUCGAUCAACCAAAUUGAAAGUAACGCCUUUUUGGGAGUUCCGUAUUUGCGAUUGCUUAACCUGUCAUCAAAUCUUCUGGAUAAAAUCGACUCUAGAACGUUUAGCAAUUUACCAAGACUUGAGGUGCUUGAUUUAUCGUACAAUAACAUACGAAUCCUUACACAGGAAUCUUUUAGUGGCCUGCCAAACCUUCUAUCUCUUGACCUUACGGACAAUUCCCUACAAGAUUUGUAUAAGAUGGCACAACUUCCUCAACUUAAAGAACUCUACUUGUCCGAAAACAAAAUCAAGUCCUUGUAUGGUCUUUCAAAUAUUGCACGGAAUGUUUCAGUUCUUCAUCUGGCAAACAACAAAUUAACAAAUGCUGAGGACAUUUCUUAUAUACUGGAAGAGUUCCCCGACAUUACGGGCCUUUCCAUUGAAGGCAAUGUUUUUAUAUGGUGUUUUCUAAAUCGCAAGUAUUCCGUGCCACCUUCGAACAAGUUACAACUCCUCAAUCUGCGAAUGACUGGCUUACAGAACAUUUGGGCGCAAGGAUUGUGUCUUGAUGUAUUUGACAACCUUCACCAGUUGCAGUACCUUUUCCUUCAGAACAACUACAUGCAGACCCUCCCAAAGGGCAUUUUUAAGGGACUCACUUCCUUACAUUUUUUAAAUCUAUCCACCAACUCUUUGACCUAUAUACCCAACGGGACAUUUCCUGCAAGCCUAAGAACUCUUGACCUUGCCUACAAUCAUCUUGGCUCUAUUGACCCGCAAGCCUUAAGCAAUAUAACUGAGAUCAGCCUCUACAAGAACAGCUUUCUUUGCGACUGUGGAUUGAGGCGUUUUCAAAAAUGGCUAAAUGAGACAAGCACUGAGUUCAUUACCCCUGUUGAGGACUUGAUUUGUGGGUUUCCUGAAGAGCAACGUGGCGUUCCUCUGGUGUACUCUGUGUUUUGUGAGGAUCUUGAGGACAAGAAGAGGGACGAGACGCUGAGGAUUACACUCUUCAUCUGCUGCACGACCUUCAUCCUGUUAAUUAUCAUCUGCGCUGUGGUUUUCAUUCGUCUACGUGGCUACUGCUUCAAACCAGGCAGACAGACAUACAGACAGACAGAUACGUGUGUCUCUCUCAGCAUGGCCAGAAGAGUCAUCUUAUCCAUACUUCUUCUGGAGUUCUACACCUGUUUACACAUGGCAAACUGUUUCUCACCAUGCUUGAUUUACGGUACCACGGCCAACUGUUACGAUAGAAGACUUUACCAAGUUCCACCUCUACCCAAUCACAUCACUUACCUCAAUCUAGCUAACAAUUACAUCAGUGAACUCACUGAGGCAUCCUUCUUGGGUUUGGAAGCCCUAGAGGUCCUUAACCUCCAGCAACAGGAAACACAACUUGUGUUAAAGAACAACACCUUCGCUCGCUUGUCCAACCUGUUGGAACUCAAUCUGGGCUUUAACCACUUCCUCCAACUGGAGACAAAUGCAUUCAGUGGAUUGCAUAAUCUUCAGAUACUGAACCUCAUCCAGUGCAAUCUGAAGGACUCCAUCCUGUCGGGUGACUACAUGAAACCUCUGGUGUCUCUGGAGAGUCUUACACUCGAGACGAAUGAUAUCAAAAGAGUCCAGCCUGCUCGCUCCUUCCUCAACAUGACCAAACUUCACCAGUUAGACCUUUCCCACAACUGGAUCAACAGUAUUUGUGAGGAGGAUUUCACUGGCUUCCAAGGGAAGCACUUCACCAUCUUUAAACUGACCAACAUCAAACUGACUGACAUGAGUCAAUACUGGUCUAAGUGGGACCAGUGUGGAAACCCAUUUAAAGACAUGUCUAUAAAUAUCCUUGAUCUGUCUCACAAUAGCUUUAGUGUUGACAUGGCACUGCUCUUCUUCAGGGCGAUCCGAGGAACCCGAAUUGAUACUCUCAUUCUUAGUCACAGCAGCAGCAUGGGCAAGUCAGUGGGGAAUAAUAAUAUGAAAGACCCUGAUCAACAGACAUUCAAGGAUCUGGCAGCCAGCGGCAUCAAGGAGUUCGAUCUUUCCAAGUGUCGUAUUUUCGCAUUAACACAUUCAUUAUUCCACAAUUUGCCAGAUCUGCAGGCUGUCUCACUAGCGUCCAACUCGAUCAACCAAAUUGAAAGUAACGCCUUUUUGGGAGUUCCGUAUUUGCGAUUGCUUAACCUGUCAUCAAACCUCCUGGAUAAAAUAGAAUCUAGAACAUUUAGCAAUUUACCAAACCUUGAGUUUCUCGAUUUAUCUUACAAUAACUUACGAAUCCUUACACAGGAAUCUUUUAGUGGCCUGCCAAACCUUUUAUCCCUUGACCUUACAGACAAUUCCUUGCAAGAUUUGUAUAAGAUGGCACAACUUCCUCAACUUAAAGAACUCUACUUGGCCAAUAACAAAAUCAAGUCCUUGUAUGGUCUUUCAAAUAUUGCACGGAAUGUUUCAGUUCUUCAUCUGGCAAACAACAAAUUAACGAAUGCUGAGGACAUUUAUUAUAUACUGGAAGAGUUCCCCGACAUUACGGGCCUUUCCGUUGAAGGCAAUGUUUUUAUAUGGUGUUAUCUAAAUCGCAAGUAUUCUGUGUCACCUUUGAACAAGUUACAACUCCUCAAUCUGCGAAUGACUGGCUUACAGAACAUUUGGGCGCAAGGGUUGUGUCUUGAUGUGUUUGACAACCUUCACCAGUUGCAGUAUCUUUUCCUUCAGAACAACUACAUGCAGACCCUCCCAAAGGGCAUUUUUAAGGGACUCACUUCCUUACACUUUUUAAAUCUAUCCACUAACUCUUUGACCUAUAUACCCAACGGGACAUUUCCUGCAAGCCUAAGAACUCUUGACCUUGCCUACAAUCAUCUUGGCUCUAUUGACCCGCAAGCCUUAAGCAAUAUAACUGAGAUCAGCCUCUACAAGAACAGCUUUCUUUGCGACUGUGGAUUGAGGAGAUUUCAAAAAUGGCUAAAUGAGACAAGCACUGAGUUCAUUACGCCUGUUGAGGACUUGAUUUGCGAGUUUCCUGAAGAGCUACGUGGCGUUCCUCUUGUGUACUCUGUGUUUUGUGAGGAUCUCGAGGACGAGGAGAGUGACGAAAUACUGAGGCUUACCCUCUUCAUCUGCUGCACGACCUUCAUCCUGUUAAUUAUCAUCUGCGCUGUGGUUUUCAUUCGUCUACGUGGCUACUGCUUCAAGCUUUACAGGAGGAUGGUCAUCAAGUUUGUGGAGGGACGCCCACCAGGGAAGGAACCUGGUGAUGACGGCUUUUUGUACGACGUCUAUUUGUGCUUCAGUUCAAAUGACUUCAAAUGGGUUGAAAAGGCCCUGCUGAAAAAGCUAGACUCAGAGUUCUCAGAGCACAAUCAGUUUCGCUGCUGUUUCGAGGCGCGGGACUUCUUGCCUGGGGAAGACCACCUGUCCAACAUGCGGAAUGCUGUCUGGAACAGCAAGAAAGUACUGUGUGUGGUUUCUCGAGAGUUUCUCAAGAAUGGGUGGUGCUUGGAAGCUUUCACGCUUGCCCAGAGCAAGAUGCUGGAGGAGGUCCAGGAUAUUUUGCUCAUGCUUCUUGUUGACCAAAUACCACAGUACAGACUCAUGAAGUAUGAGCCAAUAAGAACUUACGUUCAGACCAAGAGAUAUCUCUGCUGGCCAGAGGAUAGCCAGGACUUACAGUGGUUUUACAACCAGCUUCAACACAGCAUAUUAAAGGGCACCAAGGCCAAACAGGCAAAAAUAGAUGCUGAAACUGCCAACAACGUGCCAGAGGUUGAGGCAGUCACUGUUUUUUAAUAUUGUGAAAAUGCUUCAUCAAUCAAAGUUUCUGUAAACUUUCUGUUAAAGCACCAGCCCCUAUAAAAAAUGUCUUUUAAACUUUUAAGUACUUCUGAGUUUAGAGAUGGUAUUAGUGUCUGGCCACGCUAAUACAAUGCCUAAUAUUUAAAUUUCAUAAAUUAACAAACAAACCAAUUUACUUCCAAACUAAUUAUUUCACACAGAAAUGUAUUUAUGUUACCCUGCAUUAAAAGUACUCUUUCACAUACUCUGUGUAAUUACAGAGAGGUCUCUCAAAAAGGUCCCCAACACUUACAGACUGCCACUUUAAUCUUUAGAAUUUAAGUACUAUGUAUGGAGAAAAGUACUGGAACACAUGCCUAUUUAUUGUUUCUUCCCAAAUCAAGGGUAUUAAAAAUGUUUACACUGCU
Messenger RNA from Astyanax mexicanus (Mexican tetra), 5333 nucleotides. Its product is annotated as toll-like receptor 5. The transcript has 3 exons. The record is from RefSeq and is a predicted model, not a curated record. NCBI's taxonomy places the organism in Eukaryota, Metazoa, Chordata, Actinopteri, Characiformes, Acestrorhamphidae. Gene Ontology annotation, molecular function: transmembrane signaling receptor activity; protein binding. The coding region runs from base 169 to 4920 and encodes 1583 amino acids. Gene Ontology annotation, cellular component: membrane. Gene Ontology annotation, biological process: toll-like receptor signaling pathway; immune response; inflammatory response.